This is a messenger RNA of Talaromyces stipitatus ATCC 10500, 528 nucleotides long. RefSeq lists its product as uncharacterized. NCBI's taxonomy places the organism in Eukaryota, Fungi, Ascomycota, Eurotiomycetes, Eurotiales, Trichocomaceae. The transcript is spliced from 2 exons. Gene Ontology annotation, molecular function: DNA binding. Bases 1 to 528 code for a protein of 175 amino acids. The record is from RefSeq and is a predicted model, not a curated record.
AUGCCACCAAUUCGCAAUAAAAACCGGAAAAAUUUAGAUGAGCAAGAGGGACGAAUCUUAUUAGCAAUUUCCGAUUUACAGAAUGGCCGAAUUCAACGUGUAGCUCAAGCUGCAAGGAUUUACGAGAUCCCCCGGACAACUUUACAAGAUAGACUCAAUGGUAUUCAACAAAGAUCUCUCGUACGCGCCAACAGCCAUAAAUUGACUCAAUAUGAAGAGGAAUCGCUUGUCAAAUGGGUGCUUGAUUUAGAUCGACGUGGAUUACCCCCCCGGCAUUCUCUUAUCGAUUCCAAAUUCGCAAGGAAAUACAACUACGAACGUGCUAAAUGCGAAGAUCCAAAGAUAAUACAAGAACAUUUUGAUCGCGUACAAGCUGCUAUAUCUGAGUACGGCAUCUUACCGGAAGAUAUAUUCAACUUUGAUGAGACUGGCUUUGCUAUGGGACUCUGUGCAACUGCAAAGGUUAUUACUGGAAGCGAUCGAUAUGCUCAGCCGAAGCUUUUACAGCCUGAAAUCGAGAAUGGGUGA